GCUCGCGCUGCUGCUUCUUCCCCGCAGUCCAAACCCUAACGCUUGUUCCCGAUCUCGAUCACGAUCGCUUGCUUUCUCGAGCCAUCUCUCGCAUUCCUCCCCUCGAUCGCUUUCCGGUGGAAAUGGCAUCUCGCUUCGCGUUGCUCGCGUUCGCCUUGGCGUCGCUCGCCGUGUCCGCCUCCGCCCAGGGCCCGACCGCCUCCCCCUCCAAGUCACCCUCCGUGGCCCCGGUGAAGCCUCCUGCUCCCUCGCCUCUCCUUCCGCCGCCCGCAGUUGCUCCAGUGAGGCCCCCGGCAGCAGCGCCCCUUUCCGCGCCGCCUGCACCUGUCCCCGCCGCUAAGUCGCCCUCUUUGUCCCCUCCCGCCCCGCCGACCUCCGAUAUUCCUGCGCCAGCGCCUAGGUCGUCGAUCUCCGGCGUACCUGCUUCUGCUCCCACCGCCCCGCCUCCGGCUGGUAAUGGCGCUGCUGAUCUUUCCUUCAGUUGGAUCGGCGCCUUCGCCGUUGCUGCCGUCGCCUUCGCGAUGUAGGCGCUUGUGAUUACACUGGCAUUGACUCCGCGGAUCAUUUCUCUUUUUGUUUGUUAGGUUGACGUUUCAUAUUUACAUUUGUUUCCGUUUUCUAUCAACAUGAGUUAGUGGAUUCUUUUAUCUA
Messenger RNA from Zingiber officinale, 651 nucleotides. Its product is annotated as arabinogalactan protein 1-like. The coding region runs from base 123 to 527 and encodes 134 amino acids. NCBI's taxonomy places the organism in Eukaryota, Viridiplantae, Streptophyta, Magnoliopsida, Zingiberales, Zingiberaceae. The transcript has a single exon. The record is from RefSeq and is a predicted model, not a curated record.